GGAGAACCUACAAAGCAGAUCCAAAGGACAGACUCUGCAAGCUUCCUUAAGACCUACCUUGCUACACAGGCUGAGCCCACAAAAGAACUGAAAAUUACAUCCUGAGAUGGACAGCAGUAAUUGCAAAGUUAUUGCUCCCCUCAUAAGUCAGAGAUAUCGAAGGAUGGUCACCAAAGAUGGCCACAGCACACUUCAAAUGGAUGGUGCCCAAAGAGGUCUUGCAUAUAUUCGAGAUGCAUGGGGAAUACUAAUGGACAUGCGCUGGCGCUGGAUGAUGUUGGUCUUUUCUGCUUCUUUUGUUGUCCACUGGCUUGUCUUUGCAGUGCUCUGGUAUGUUCUAGCUGAGAUGAAUGGUGAUUUGGAACUAGAUCACGAUGCCCCACCUGAAAAUCAUACUAUCUGUGUCAAGUACAUCACCAGUUUCACAGCUGCAUUCUCCUUCUCCCUGGAGACACAACUCACAAUUGGUUAUGGUACCAUGUUCCCCAGUGGUGACUGUCCAAGUGCAAUCGCCUUACUUGCCAUACAAAUGCUCCUAGGCCUCAUGCUAGAGGCUUUUAUCACAGGUGCCUUUGUGGCGAAGAUUGCCCGGCCCAAAAAUCGAGCUUUCUCAAUUCGCUUUACUGACUUAGCAGUAGUGGCUCACACAGAGGGCAAACCUAAUCUUAUGUUCCAAGUGGCCAACACCCGGCCCAGCCCUCUGACCAGUGUUCGAAUCUCAGCUGUACUCUAUCAGGAAAGAGAAAACGGAGAGCUCUAUCAGACCAGUGUGGACUUCCACCUUGAUGGCAUCAAUUCUGAGGAAUGUCCAUUCUUCAUCUUCCCACUAACCUACUAUCACACUAUUACACCAUCAAGUCCUCUGGCUGCCCUGCUCCAGCAUGAAAAUGCUCCCCACUUUGAACUGGUGGUAUUCCUUUCAGCAAUGCAGGAAGGCACUGGAGAAAUUUGCCAAAGGAGGACAUCCUACCUACCAUCUGAGAUCAUGUUACAUCACUGUUUUGCCUCUCUGUUGACCCGAGGUUCCAAGGGUGAAUAUCAAGUCAAGAUGGAGAACUUUGACAAGACUGUUCCUGAACUUCCAACACCUCUGGUCACUAAGAGUCUACAUAGGACUGACCUCGAUAUCCGUAUCAAUGGACAAAGCAUUGACAAUUUUCAGAUCUCUGAAACAGGACUGACAGAGUAAGACUUAUCCAGGCCUUCCUAUUUUUAAGUGUAUUAAAUAUAUCCAGCCAGAUAUGCAGCUACUUUACCUUCACUGUAUCUCAUGUUUAUCUUGUUCUCAAUACUGAUUACAUCACAGUAAUCAUGCCUAGGCCCACCAGAAAGGAAAAAAAAAAAGGCUGCACUAACAAUACACAAUUUGAAAACUAAACAUUCUACCUUUUUAAGUUUAUAUCUUUGGUUAUCUGUUGACAUCAGUGUAACCUGAUAGAGACCUGCACAUAAAGGUGCUAGUGAAUGUAUAGAGAUGUUGCAUGCUAUCAGUGAUGAAGGUUAACAGGACAGUGAUAUUUACAACCACUUAACUCUUGAGAAGAAUCACCACACAUCUCCUAUUGUCAUCUGCAAACUGAAGCAACAGUCUAGUUUCAAAUCAAGCUCUCUGCAUAGAAAAAUGAUUUCAUAAUAUUUAGUGAACAUCUUUUUACAACUUCCUAUUUUUUUCAAAAUAGCAAAGAAUAUUCUUUUGGUUCUUACAACUACAAACUAGAAUAACUAUUAUCUCUUUAAUUUCCAAUAGCUAAAAGCAAAAAUUUAAGAAAAACAAUAUAGUAUAGACUUAUACUGUAACCCUAAAGCAUUUUACCAUGACAUCAAAACACAUGCAAAUGUUCAUACCUUUGUGGGAGAAAGUAGCCAAGCAAGUAAGAGGAACUCUGGCCCCAACAGUACCUCAGGGUAGCACUUUUGGCAAGAAAAUGCAUAAAUAACUUGCAUAAUACUCAAGUAGUGAUUUGAAAACUUAAUCACUGAGUCACCUGAAUUCCUUCCAACCUAAAUGAAAACACUCUCUUCCUGCUUAUAACCUGUUCAAUUACAUUAAGUUAAAAAAAAAAAAAGGACAGGUUCACACUAACUAAAUAUGUACUUAAGUUUUUGUAGAUACAAAGGUUUAGUUAGAUAUAACUCAACUAGGAAAAAAAUUCUCUGAUAAAGCAAAAAGUCAUUAGGCAACAAACUAUUUCAAACUCAAAUUCCUGUUUCCAACAUCAAAUAGUUUUUUCUAUAAACACAAAAUGAGUGUUUAUUCACCAGUAGGAGGUUGGACUCAAUGAUCUCUAUUAUUUCUUUCCAAGUCUAAUACUCCAUGAAAAUUGUGCUUUCUCUGCCUCAGUUUUCAUUUUAUAUAUACUAAAAUGAAUCCUUCUCUUACAUCCAAGCUUAAUUUAAAUAUUUUCUUUGAAAAAUUUUCAUUUCAAUUAAAAAACUGAACUUUCCUCCAGCAAAACAAAAACGCAAGCAGUCACCCGAUCAGGUUUCAAGCAGAUUCUGUAGCUGCACAUCUUCUUCACGUUCCCUUACUCAGGCUGACGUGGGAAAAGUGAAAGACUAACCUUCCCCACUGAUGGAUGACCUAGGCAGGUUCAGCUCUUGAAAUAAACACCAGCUAAAGGCAAGCAGUAAAAAGAACAGCAAGUCGCAUUCUUCUACUUUGACAAAAGGAAAAGAAAAUGAAGAACUCUGGAGUGGUGUAAGAUGGACAACAGCAGAAGAAUACUAUGAAGACAGAAACAUAUUUAUUGUAAACUUCUGCUGUUUAAAAAUCUUAAGACAUUCACUCUUAGUAGGCAGACCAACAAAUUUUUUAAACCCAAGACUAUUGUUAACACUAUCUUAAUAUAGCAUGAUUCAUCUAACCUGUGAAAAUAAAGUAGUAUCAGUGA
Molecule: messenger RNA, 2891 nt
Organism: Jaculus jaculus (lesser Egyptian jerboa)
Lineage: Eukaryota; Metazoa; Chordata; Mammalia; Rodentia; Dipodidae
Gene: Kcnj13
Product: potassium inwardly rectifying channel subfamily J member 13
Exons: 3
Coding region: 107-1189 (360 amino acids)
Biological process (GO): potassium ion import across plasma membrane; regulation of monoatomic ion transmembrane transport
Cellular component (GO): plasma membrane
Molecular function (GO): inward rectifier potassium channel activity
Source: RefSeq, a predicted model, not a curated record